GCCGUCUCUCGUGCUCUUGUGCCUCCUCUUUCAUUUGUGUGCGAAUAUGACAAGGUUUCAUGACAACAACCUGCUGUCACAGGAUGUGUCACAGGACCCCGCAGUGACCCCGCAGUGACCCCGACCCCCAGCGCCCCGUUUUUCUCCCUGUGCUCGACGCCCUUCCGACUGAGCGCGCCCGAGUGCGGUCAUUACCGGCGCGCUCGCGCGCACACACACACACACACACACACACGAACGUUGGCCGAACCCCACGCAGCAGCGAAAGUAAGCGGGUCGCGUGGGAGGAGUGUCCACCCCUAUGGCGCGAGGCGGGCACAGAAAGAAAGAGGCUGAACCCGCGGGCUCGCGCACACGCGGCGACAGCGCCGCUCGCUCGCCUUCCGGCUACGCUACGGGAUCUCACGCGCGCGCUCCUUCCUUCCUUCCACGCCGUGGCCACCGCCGGGAGCCGCGUUUCUUGGAAAAGCCGCCGCGGCUCCUUCACUCUUUAUUAUUCCUUCAUCUCAGCGUUUCUCCUCUCGAGAGCGCUUUAAACGAGAAGCGCUCCGGCGGUUCCGACACAGACAGAGCCGAGAGCGCGCGCACCUGCCAGGGGUCCACGCGGUGUGCGCGCGCGCCCCGCGUGCCGUGUUUCCAAGCGGGAGAGGAAUCGGGCAGCGGCGCGUGGCUAUUUUUAAACCCCCUGGGAGGUGUGGAGCAGCCUGAGCCCUUCCUUCCCUUCUGGACCACGGUUGGACCACGGUUGGACCACGGUUGGACAGGCAGGUCUCCUCCACCACGGCAUGCAGUCAGCAGCUUCCAUCGACAUGUAGUGCUGGUAUUACUGGCGACCUCCUCAGGUUUCAUCGUGGGGAAAGAGUGUUCAACAAGAAAGAAAGGGUUCGCAACUGAAGACAUAACAAGAUGGCGCCCCCUGCCGACGGCCCAGGAAACAACGCCAGCACCGGGCCGCUCCCGUCCUGCACCUACCAGGAGGACUUCAAGCGGUACCUGCUGCCGGCCGUCUACAGCCUGGUGUUUGCGCUCGGCCUUCCGCUCAACGCCGCCGUGAUCCUGCGCAUGUGGAGAUCGCGCCGCCCGCUCACGCGCAGCGCCAUCUACAUGCUGAACCUGGCGCUCGCCGACCUGCUCUACGUGAGCUCGCUGCCCCUGCUCAUCUACAACUACGGCCGCGGCGACUACUGGCCCUUCGGCGAGCUCGCCUGCAAGCUGGUGCGCUUCCAGUUCUACAGCAACCUGCACGGCAGCAUCCUCUUCCUCACGUGCAUCAGUUUCCAGCGCUACCUGGGCAUCUGCUACCCGCUGGCCACCUGGCACAAGGCGGGCGGGCGCCGCUCCGCCUGGACGGUGUGCGGCGCCGUGUGGGCCGUGGUGCUGCUGCUGUGCGCCCCCACCUUCGAGUUCGCGGCGACCGGCGUGCAGCGCAACCGCAGCGUGUGCUACGAGCUGAGCGAGCCGCAGCGCUCGGCCCACUACUUCCCGUACGGCAUGGCGCUCACGUGCCUGGGCUUCGCGCUGCCCUUCCUGGCCCUCGUGGCGUGCUACUGCAGCAUGGCGCGCAUCCUGUGCCGGGCUGGGGCGGCCCCGGGGCCCGCCGGCGCUCAGCGCCGGAAGGACAAGGCGGUGCGCAUGAUCGCCAUCGUGGUGGCCGUCUUCGCCGUCAGCUUCCUGCCCUUCCAUCUGAGCAAGACGGCGUACCUGUUGGUGCGCACGCUGAGGGGGGUGCCGUGCCCUGUGCGCAACCUCUACGCCGUCGUCUACAAGAGCACGCGGCCCUUCGCCAGCAUGAACAGCGUCCUCGACCCCAUCCUCUUCUAUUUCACCCAGCCGCGCUUCCGCCGGAGCACCAUGACGCUGCUGCAGCGCAUCACCACCAGCCGCGACAGGAGCGCUCACCGCUGACGCCGCUCCGCCUGCGCGACCGCGAGGGCCGGGAUCAAACGGCAGGUUCCCGGCCCCGGGGGUCCGACCCUUCGGCACAGGGAACGCCCCCACCCAGGACGCUGCAAUUGGUCCCGUUCCAGUGUGCAGGAGAGCCGCGGAAGGAGCGCUGAGAACUUGUCCGUUGAAACGCGUUUGCGAAUAAUCGCAAUAUUCAUUAGAGCACGGUACGUGAGUGUACUGGUGCGCGUGCCGUGUUACAGUGUGCACCGCUCUACGGAGGAGCGUCCUGGUGGAGAGGACCGUGCUUCGUCCCGGUUCACCCUGGGGUCAGGUUCGGUCCAAGCGGUCAGACAGAUGCGAAGGAGAAGCCGUGACGCUUCAUUGCGCGAUGAGGGGCAGCAGGUGCCGCGGUCCUUACUGCCGAGUCCUUCCGAUCAAAGGAAAGGACCGCGUUGGACUGCGCCCCUGCUGCCGUACCCUCGAUCGAGGUAUUUAGCCUGUCCUGAUACAGUAAAAAUUACCCUGCUGUACAAAGGGGUAAAUCGGUGUAAGAUAGCAGAGCCAGAUAAAUGAUUUGAGGGACAUAGUGAAAGUUCAGUCAUCCUCUGGACAGAGAGAACACAGAGUGUCUGUGAACAUGGGGACGCAUCACUGAGCCCAACGAGGCCUCCGUCUACGUGUGUUUCCCUCCCCUUUACACGGGAGGGAACCACGUGCACAAUGGACAGAUGUAAAGGCGAUAAGGAGAGAGGCAUGCUGGGAAACGUAGUCCACCUCUGUCACCUGCAAGCCCCACACUGCGGUUAGGAUUAGGACGCCACCACGUGGCUGAGGGUGGGCAAGUGUGAGUUCUGCUUCCUCACCGCCAAAGCCCUGUGCACUGAUCACUGGAAAUGAUGACCUGAAGAAAUAGCGCUGCUCUAUUUCUGCAGUUUCAAGGUGUGUAAUGAAUCACAUGCAAAAGGUCACGGAUAAUAUUUUUGCCUUCGUAAAAUAAAAAAAUAACUGCGUAUCAGGGAAAGAGAGAGAGUGUGUGUGCGUGCGUGUGUAUUCUGAAGGGUGUGUCUUGCUAAAACUGGCCAAAAGCUACUAGUGUAGUGGUUAGAGCUGCUGCCUUUGGGCCCAAAGAACGCAGGUUUGCCUCCCACCUCUGACUCUGGUAGCCUUGAGCAAAGUACAUACCCUAAAUUACUACGAUAAAAAUGACCCAGCUGUAUA
This is a messenger RNA of Scleropages formosus (Asian bonytongue), 3105 nucleotides long. RefSeq names its product pyrimidinergic receptor P2Y6 (gene p2ry6). Gene Ontology annotation, molecular function: G protein-coupled UDP receptor activity; G protein-coupled UTP receptor activity; G protein-coupled ADP receptor activity. The coding region runs from base 907 to 1905 and encodes 332 amino acids. Gene Ontology annotation, biological process: phospholipase C-activating G protein-coupled receptor signaling pathway; cellular response to pyrimidine ribonucleotide. NCBI's taxonomy places the organism in Eukaryota, Metazoa, Chordata, Actinopteri, Osteoglossiformes, Osteoglossidae. The transcript has 4 exons. The record is from RefSeq and is a predicted model, not a curated record. Gene Ontology annotation, cellular component: plasma membrane.